AAUUCAUUUCGAAAUGAAAAUGAACAAAAUAAAAAGGGAAAGGCUGCAGUCGUGUUGUUGACCUCAUUCGGCUCCAGCAACCAUAUAGCCAAAUCGCGAUUUCCCCCUUCCAGUUUCUACAGCGAGAAUUCUGUAUUCAUCCACUUCUAGAGAGAUAGUACAAAUCAUACGAUUCCGAAUCGGGACUGUUCCGGAUAGAUAGAAUUGUGAACCUAUGAGGGUUGAUUUUUCGAAGAAAUGGAGUUUGUCGGACGAACCGUGAGGAAAGAAUUCGAAGGAUUUGGGGUUUUUUCGGGAGUUGUGAAAUCAUACGAUUCCGAAUCGGGAUUGUUCGAGAUCGGUUACGACGACGGUGAUUCUGAAGAAAUUGAUUUGUCGGAGUUGACUGUUGCUCUUGUGGAUGCCGAUGGAGUCCGUACGGUGGAUCAGUCUUCGUAUCUGAAGCCAUCUAGGGUUGGGAGAAGACCUAAGAAGAGGUCUAGGGUUCUUGUUUCGUCAAAUUCAGGUAAUGAAAAUGGUUUUUCUUCAUCUGUUGGUAAUGUAGUUGCAGCUGAUCAAAGUAAUUUGGAUUCUGUGGUUGUUGAUAAGUUGACUAAAAAAAUGGACUUUAGUAGUCAUGAUAGCAAUAAUGUUAGUGUUUGUGGUGAUAAUCAUAAGGUUAAUGAUGAUGGGAUAGAUUUGAAUUUGAAUUUGGAUUUUAUUGAAGAGAAUGAUUUGGAAUCGAAAAGGAAAGAUUUAGCAGAUUGUUCGGUUAAGGAAGAGCAGUGUUUGGACUUGAAUAUGGAUGUAGACGGUGAGGAAACUAAGAAUGAAGAUGUUGAUCUCGGUGGGUAUGUCGAGGGAGAAAAUUGUGGUGAAGAUGGUCGGUUGAAGGUUCCUGGGGACAUUGCAACCGAGAGUCCAGGAGUGUUGGGGGUUCAGAAUUAUUCUAUGGCUGAAGUUUCACCAGUUGUUGAUCAGAAUGAAGCUUUGGGGAGAACACAGACAAGAGGAAGAAGAGGUAGAAAGAGAAAAAGCGUUACAGAUUCUCCGAAAACUGGUGCGGAAAGUGUGUUAAGGAGGAGUGCUAGGAGACAAGCUAAGUCUUCUGUUGAUGAACAUGACGGUAAUGCUGUAAAAGUUGAUGAUGACCAUGAUGACGUUGCAUGUGCAUUGCCGGCUGGUUCAUCUCCGGUUAUAAGUGCGGUUUCAGAGGACCAGCCUACAAGUUCUGGAUGUAAAGAAUCUGAAGAACCUAGUGUUGUUCCUCUAAAGCUGGAGUUACCGCCAUCAACAGGAAAUUUGAAUCUAGACGGCCUUCCAGUACUUGAUGUUUUCUCCGUGUAUGCUUUUCUAAGGUCAUUUAGCACAAUAUUGUUUUUAAGCCCAUUUGAGCUGGGGGAUUUUGUGGCAUCACUUAGAAGCGAGUCUCCUAGUUUAUUGAUUGAUUCGAUUCAUGUUUCUCUUUUACGAACAUUGAGGAAGCUUUUAGAGUUCCAAUCAAGUGAGAGUUUAAAACCAGCUACUAAUUGCCUUAGGGAUCUUAACUGGGAUUUGUUGGACUUGAUUACGUGGCCUAUUUAUAUGGCAGAGUACCUACUUAUGAAACCUGGUUUUGAUUUUGAUCAAUUGAAGUUGUUCAAAACUGACUACCACAAACAGCCGGGAUCCGUGAAGGUUAAAAUGUUGCAGUAUAUUUGUGACGACGUGAUAGAAAUUGAGGCUAUAAGUUCAGAACUUAAUAGGAGGAUACUGGUGGGAGAUCCUGCUAAUCUUAUGGAUCCUGAUUUAAAUACAAAACUAACGGCUUCUAAGAAACGCAAGGCAACAAUGGCUAUAUCUGGUAGUUCAUGCAUGAGUGAGGAGGUUAUUGAUGAAACUGUAGAUUGGAACAGUGAUGAAUGUUGCCUUUGUAAAAUGGAUGGUAACUUAAUAUGCUGUGAUGGUUGCCCUGCAGCAUAUCAUUCAAAGUGUGUAGGUAUUGCCGCUAGUUUUUUGCCGGAUGGAGAUUGGUAUUGCCCAGAGUGUGUAGUCGAUAAGAAAAAUGUGGAUAUUAAUGUGGCGAAAGCAAUUCGAGGAGCAGAUUUAUUGGGGGUUGACACACAUGGACGGUUCUAUUAUAGCACCUGUGGAUACCUCGUGGUGGCAGAUCCCUGUGAUGCUGAAACCUCGUAUCAUUACUAUCACAUGAAUGAGUUGACUGCUCUCAUCAAUACACUGAAUUUGUUGAGUGGUCCUUAUAGAGUUAUAUCAAAUGCCAUCACCAAGCACUGGCAUUUAUACAAUAAGCUUUAUGGAGAAAAAAGUAAAUUAGAUUCAGAAAAAUCAGGAGAAGUAGAGAGAUCGUUGGCAGGAUCUUCUGAAGAGAAUCUUUCAAAAACCGGACUACAUUCUUCAAACAAUGGCUAUGAUAUAUCUAAUAGAACGGCCACAAGGAAAGGCAUGUCACAGCAGUUAGAAAACGGUUAUCUGAAUUUCUAUAGCUUCGCUAGAGUGGCCUCAUCGGUGGCUGGAGAAUGGGCUCGAAAAGUUCCAGACAACAAGACUUCCACUGCACCUACAAAAUCACUAGAGGAAUUGAUUGUGAUACAAAUGAAAGCCAUAACAAAGAUAUCUGUUGACUUUUGUUGGUCAAAUAUCCAGAAUCUAAGUGUGGAUGCUCGGAAAGAAAAAUGUGGGUGGUGUCUGGCAUGCAAGUUUCCGACUGAUGACGGGAUUUGUUUAUUCUACAUGAAUAACGUCAGUGUUUUGGAAAAUUAUACAAGUCAAGUGUUGGGUUUUGAUUCAAGAAUAAGCAGGAAUGAUCGCCUUAUUGAUGCCAUGUGUCAUAUUCUAUACAUUGAAGAUCGGUUGCAUGGUCUUUUGUUGGGUCCUUGGCUCAAUCCUCAUUUCCCAAAGCUUUACCGUAAAAGUUUUCAUGAGGCUUCUGAUAUUGCUUCAGUUAAAGACCUCUUGCUCAUGUUAGAGUCGAAUAUUUGGUCACGUGCAUUUUCGGAUGAGUGGAUAAAACAUGUGGAUUUGGUGGUGACGGUGGGAUCCGCUUCUCAUGUUGUGACAUCUAAGCUUCGUAUGCCUUCAACAAGAAACGUGGUUGGAAAGAAAAGAUCCAAGUCUUUGGAUCCCGAACCUCAUUCAUCGAAAAACGCAUCAAGUGGUCUAAGCCUGUUUUGGUGGAGGGGUGGUAGGCUCACAAGACGGCUUUUUAAUUGGAAGGUUUUGCCUUGCUCCUUGGCUUCUAAAGCUGCUCGUCAAGGUGGAGGCAAGAAGAUUGAUGGUAUAUUAUAUCCUGAGAAUUCCGAUUUUCCAAAGAGAAGCAAAGCUCUUGUGUGGCGAGCUUCUGUCCAGUCGGCAGUUACUGUGGAACAGCUUGCUCUUCAGAUAAGGGAACUUGAUGCACACAUUAAAUGGGAAGAGAUUGAGAACAGCAGUCAUCUGGCGAAGAUGGAUAAGGAAUCAAUAAAGUCAAUGAGGUCAUUUAAGAAGGCUAUAAUCCGACGCAAGUCUUCAGAAGGCGGUGUUGUGAAAUAUCUUUUAGACUUUGGGAAAAGAAGAUUUAUACCUGAUACGGUCGUAAAACACGGGUCUAAGAUUGAUGAGUCGUCAUCAUCAAGUGAAAGGAAGAAAUAUUGGGUGGAGGAGCCUUAUGUUCCCUUGUUUCUUCUGAAACCCUUUAAUGAUAAAAGAAUAGCAUUGAAGUCCAAUAAGACUAGCACUAGUCUUUCACUUAGCACUAAGAAAUCCUCUUCAAACAAAGACAUCUUUUCCUACCUUUUCUCCAAAGCAGAAAAACCUGUAAAUCAUUUGUGUGGCCACUGCAAUAAGGAUGUUCUUAUCAGGGAUGCUAUUGGCUGCCAGUAUUGUGAAGGUUUUUUCCAUAAAAGACAUGUGCGGAAGGAAAGCGGAGGCAUGUAUACAUGCCACAAAUGUUAUGUUGGCGAGACCAAGAAGGUUGCUGGCCCCAAGAAGGGGAAAUUAGGUUCUCGGAAGACAAAAAAAGCCAAAAAGGGUGGUAAAGGAAAGCAGCCGUUAGAACCACAGGACAAGAGUAAAGGUUUUGUUGUACCUCUAAGACGAUCUGCACGUACUGCUAAAAUUGUUUCACUGCAAAGUAAGAAGAAGAAGAAGAAGCCAGCAAAGAAGAAAAAGAAACAAUCAAAGUCUGGUGGUGGUAAAAAGAAGCAGCAACUGGAAUUUUUGAAUGAAAUUGAAAAACCAAAAGGUAAACGUGGAAGACCAAGAAAAAUCAACAAGCUAAGUUUUCAAAAGAAGCGAUCACCUCCGACGAACUCCAAGUAUUGGCUGAAUGGUCUCCUGAUGUCAAGAAACCCCGUUGAUGAAAAGGAUCUUAGUGAACUGGCGUAUUCCGUCCCUGGUGGACCUCCUAAAUGCUGUCUCUGUGAUGAACCGGAGUUCAAUUCAUCGUUGACUUAUCUUUGUUGUGCCAAAUGUGGAGACUGGUUCCAUGGGGAUGCUGUUGGGCAAAACGAUGACAACAGAGGAUUUAUUAUCGGCUUUAAGUGCCAUAAGUGUCGUGAGAGGCCUGUUCCAGUCUGCCCCCACCUAAAUUCCGUAAGUCAGGAACCAGAAUCGGGUGAACAGAAAAACGAUGACGGUGCUAAUGAUGUAUCUGUACUUCUGGAGCAGAAACCUGUUGAUACUUUUGAAGAGCAGAAAGACUUGUUGAAUGACGAGGCUUCUUCUCCAAAUGCAGAACCCGUGUCUGGCUCUAAAGAAGAACCUGCACAAAAGAUGCCUGAUUUAGGGCCAGCAGAUGCAUUGCCAUUAAUUGAAGUGGAAAAGGAAACUUGUUUAACAGAUGAUGAUGAAUCUCGUGUGGCAGUUGCAGAAAAUGGUUCCUUAGAAGCAAAUACAGGUCUUGUUGAUUGAAAGCAGAUUGCGGUGAAGUUGAGUUAGUCGAUUAGCGAGUUUAGUCUAUUGAGUAGCAUUUAACAUCGAACCCAUAUGCUGCUGACUGCAUGGGAUGGGUUGAUUUAUCCUUCAUAUUCUUACAUUGAGUUUUUAGCAAAACCCCAAAUCAUCAAAUUGGUUCAGAUUUUAUAGAUUACAGUUCUUUAGCA
Helianthus annuus (common sunflower) is the source of this 5057-nucleotide messenger RNA. Its product is annotated as DDT domain-containing protein PTM. Bases 238 to 4866 code for a protein of 1542 amino acids. NCBI's taxonomy places the organism in Eukaryota, Viridiplantae, Streptophyta, Magnoliopsida, Asterales, Asteraceae. The transcript is spliced from 9 exons. The record is from RefSeq and is a predicted model, not a curated record.